CGCCGCUGGCGCCGCCCGCUGCGCUUAUGCGCGCGCGGUGCAGGGCGUGCUCGGACGUCAUCGUGGGCCCGUCGGUGGUGUGCGACAUCUGCCUCACCGACGUCCACAGCCACUGCAUGCAGCCUUGGCAGGGGCAUGCAGUCUGCUUCGCCUGCUUCGCGGACCGCGACGUCGCAUACGGUCGUCGGCAGGCCGCCUGGUCCAGCGGCCUCGCAGGGCAGGUUGGCCGCAGUGUGGCAUUUGGUGCGCAGAUGGCUGGCCAGGCUGUGGGUGCCACCCUCGGCACCGCAGCGACGGGGAUGCAGCGCCUGGCUGUGGGCGCUGCCGCGGGAGCGCGCCAGACGUGGGCGGCAGGCACGAUGAUGCCUCUGCCUGCUCAGCCGCAGCUUCCCGACCAGCCGUCCGCAGCAGCUGCUGAGAGGGCUGGCAGGGCGGACGCGCCCGACGCCGGCCAGGACCUGCAGCGCCCGCCAUCCAGCGCGAUGGAUUUGCAGCUGGCGGAGCUGCGAGAGCUGCGCAUGGAGGUGCAGCGCCUCAGCCGCAGGAACGAGCAGUUGGAGGCAGAGCGGCUCGCCGACCGCGCAUCGGCAGCAGCAGCCGCAGCCCAAGGUGGGGCAUCAACGCCAGGGUAUCGGACCCUAGUGCGUGGGGAUCGUCUGGACCCAGGCACGCCGCCCUCGCAGGCGAGCGGCGGAGCAGAGGCCAAUGCACAGCCCUCUGCUGGUGGGCGAGUGGCGCCGGAGGGCGCUCCACCACCAUCGAUGCCUCGUGCGCCGCGCGCCGAGGCGACGAGCAGCGAGUACGGCGAGGCCGAGGAGGUGGCUCCGCCCAUCGCUGGUCUCGGGGAGCCCGCGUCCGACGCCGACCAGGCGGUGGCAGCGUCGGCCGCGGACCAAGCAGCAGUCGCACCUGGCGGAGUUCAGGUGCCCGGCUUUGAGGCGGCAGCUGGCGCUCAUGGCAUGCCUCAGCCGCCGCUGCCGCCUGGGGCCGACGAGCAGCACCGAGGAGCCGCGUUUGGCUUGGAGACGGUGUUGGCGAAACUGAAAGACGGCGACGUGCCGAAGCUGGUGUUCGUCGCCGGUGUGAACAAGGCGCACGCCUUCGAGGAGUGGGUGCAGCGAGCUGCCAUGAGGAUCGGGGCGUGGCAUCCCUCCAUCGAUUUGUUCUGGCAGCGGUCGGAGCGCGCGGCGAGGGAGGCGCAUGAGUACUACCUCAGCCGGGGCCCGCUCGAGCGCCCGCUCGUGAAGCCGAACACCGAGUGGUUCGGAGCCGACCGCCAGAGCCUCAGCAUUGAGCUGUUGGACUCGGUUCCCGAGCAGGUGCAGAGCGGCGCGCUGGCCACCCGACAGACUUCGGUGACCGAGCUCCUCUUCGGCAUCAUGGUGGAGGCCGGUCCCGGCACCCUUCGCGACCGGAAGCUAGUGCUGAGGGAGGUGGAGCGGCGCGAUAACAAGGCCGCCGCCCUGGCGCUUUGCUACCAGGAGCUGAACUCUUGGAAGUUCUCGCUCACUCGAUUGCAGCGUCUUGGCAUGGCUGCGCCGGAUCCGGUCACGCAGCUGGCGACGUUGCGAGGCAUCGUCAAAGGCAUGGCCGAGGCCGACGCGAAUUUCCAGUACAGGAUGUUCGCGUGGGAGAUGCAGCACGGCAUCUCGGGCGCCAGCCAGUGUUCGCAGCAGCAGGUGGAGGAGUUCUGGCGGUACCUCGCCGCCGAGGCUCGUGAGCUCUGCGACGCGCCCCCGGGGAAGGGCGUGAAGGCGUUGGCAGCGACGUGGGAGGCGAAGGAGGCCAAGGGCGGGGGCAAGCAGGGCAAGCCCGACGCCAAGGGCGGCAAUCCCGACGCCCGCGCCAAGGCGAAGGCGAAGGCUAAACCCGCUGCCAAGGCGGCGACAGGAGGCAAGGAAACGUGCCGGUCCUUCGACAGCAAGGCCGGCUGCAAGUUCGGCGCGACUUGCACUCGCCACCACAGGAAGCUCGAGGUGAGCGAGGGCAAGUGCUUCAACUGCGGGGCCGAGGACCAUGAUAAGGCAGCGUGCCCGCGGCCGAAGCCCCCAGCAGCCGCUGCCGCUGGAGGUGCGUCGGCAGCAUUGGCUGCCGCAGUUGCGCCCGCGGCUGCAAUGACCGCCGAGGCGCUGCAGCAGGUGGUCAGGGAUGCCGUGGCGGCAAGCCUCUUCCCGAUUUCGGCCGCCGCCGCUGCUGCCGGCCCUGCCUGGCAGGAUGGCUGGGGCCAGCCAUCGGGGACCCCGGGUUCGAGUGCAGCCUCAGCUCAGGCUGCGGCCCCUCCCCCGCAGCAGCAGCAGCCUGCCUUUCGAACGCUCCAGGUGGAUCUGCGCGCGGCUUGCGCGCUCCCUGGAGGCUCAGGCCGUCGCCGGCUGCUGGCCGACACCGGGGCCACGCAUGAGUUGCAGCACCUGUGGCCUAACCAGCGUCCGCCCGUGCCUUGCCAGCGCGUCGACCUCGCGCACGCGACCGGUCAGCAAGCUGGCGUGCUGAUGGGGACGGACGAGGUGGUGUAUGUCCACUCCCCCACGGAGUUGCAGGCCCUGUUCCCGAUCGGCGCGUACGUCGCCGAACUCAGCCUCGAUCUUCAGUGGGGUCGGGAUCGAGCCCGCGUGCUGCUGCCAGGCCAGGAUGCGAUCGAGCUGGAGCUCGAGGGUGCCACGGCGUACAUCUACGAGGACGACGCCCAGCGCCUCCGCGCGAUGAGGCAGCAGCUGCGCGCGCGAGCCGGCGCUAGGAUGCUGGCGGCGCACUUCGACGUCGUCGUGGCCGCUGUGCAGCGCCUCAGCUUGGAGGAGCAUAAGAGGCGCGGACACCCUUCCUUCCGCCCCGAUUGCUACGAAUGCCGCCUGGCGGCAGGUCGCAUGAGGGCGCACUGGCGGCUGGAUGCGCGGACGCGGCAGGGAGGCCAGCUGUCCGUGGACAUAUCUGGCCCCCAUCCUGCAGGGCUCUGGCCAGGAGCACUGCCGGAGGACCGUCCCAAGAGGGCGCGGUACUUCGUCCUCGGCGCCUACGCGGUUAUGACUGCUUCUGAACGGGCUGCCGCCGCUGGGGCCGAGCAGCACGCGCGCGAUGCUGCGGGGGUGCCGCCGCUUGCAGCCGCGGGCGCGGGUGAGAGGCCCGCAGAUCAGGGGAGGCAGGCUGCCGCUGCGGCGGCCGGGCAGCCGCUGGCUGCAGACGACGCCGUGGCGAUGGCCACGCGGGCUUCGGCGCUGCCAGCGGUGGCCGCAGUGCCGGCGGACGGUGCUUGCGGCCUGCGCCUGAUGAUCGCGCAGGUGGAGCUCGAGUUCCAGGCGCGCGUGGUCUACCGCGUCCACGCUGACCAGGCGCGGGAGCUCUCGGGCCCGAAGGUGAGCGCAGCGCUCGCCACCCAGGGGAUCGUAGUCACAUCGACUCCAGGGCACGAGGCCGAUAACAACCCCCGUGCGGAGAGGGGCAUCGGCAUCAUCAAGCAGAGGGGCAGAGCCAUGCUCAUGACGAUGGACGCGGCAGACCGCGAGCAGCUGUGGCCGGCUUCGGUCGUGCACGCAGCAGCUCUCCAACGGCGCGAGGCUCAAGGGAAGCCGAUUGGGUGUCCGAUUUUUGGGCAGCCCGUCACCUGCAGGAUCAAGCAGGUGCCGCAGUUUGCGUUCGCGCCACGGGCUGUGCCCCGGCGGUUUUUCGGCAUCUGCGACUUUGUGUCCGGGGCGUCCCUGGUUGGCCACAAGGUUGCCCAGAACGGCCUCGAGAGGUGGGAGUUCGAGACCUCGUCGAGCUUCGUCGUCGACGUCGCGCCUGGAGGGGGAGCCCGGCAGGAGGUCAACGAGCAGGGCGACCAGGAGGAGGAGGAGCGCGACCAGGAGCAGCAGGACAGCCACGAGGAACAGCAUAACAUCCAGGAGGAGGAGGAGAAGGAGCAGGGCAACCAGGAGGAGUCUGAGGACCUGAACCACCUCCGCAUCCUGGACGAGGCGCCGAGGGAGAUCACGUGCCCUGCCUGCCUGGGAGCACAUCGUGGGCACACGUACGACCACAGGUGCCGCCAGGGCCCGUCGACCGACCGGCCUCAUGACCAUCGGAGGCUGCGGCUUCGUAGCAAGCAGGCGCCAGCUGCCGCUGCUGCCGCCGCCGACUCCGACUUGGACGGCGCGCCGGAUUUCGUCGAGAUCAUCAAGGACAGUGGCAUGCAGCCAGUCUCGAUGACCGAGCUGCGGAAUGCUAUCGGCACCGAGCGUGACGAGUGGAAGCUGGCCAUGGAGGUACGAACCAAAGACGUGCUCCCUAUGAAAGGGGCUGCUGGCAUCAAGGCGCCAGAUGAUUCGGAUCCGGCGCAGCGGAGGCGCAAGAAGUUCCGCGGGGUUGUUUGCGGCAACUUCCAGAAGCAGGUGCCGGGUGAGGUCGUCUUCACGAGCAACGUGGAUAUCCUCAGCGUCAGAGCCGCUCUCGCCAUCGCGAGCUCCUGCGGCUGGGCGCUCAAGGCGUUGGACGUGUCCACGGCCUUUCUGAAUGCGCCUCUCCCGGAGGAGGCUGGGGAGGUAUUGGCGCGCCCGCCGGGGAUCCUCUCCUCGUAUGGGCUCGUUGGGCGCGACGAGGUCUGGAGGGCCAAGAAGGGCAUCUACGGCCUCCGCAUCGCCCCCAGGGCCUGGGGCUUGAAGCGGGACAGGCAGAUGCGGGCGAUGAGGUUCGAGGUCAACGGCGCGCAGUGCAGGUUGGUCCAAUCUCGCUGCGACGCCUGCGUCUGGAACAUCGUGGAGGACGUGCCGACGAAGACCGAGAGCGAGCAGAAGUCGCUGGGCCUGGUGCUGGUCUACGUGGACGACUUCUUGCUCGCCGGCGCGCCCGAGACGAUUAUGGCAGUGGAGGUGGGGGCGAGGGCCGACGGGGCGUUCGUGGCCCAUCAGGCCGCCUACCUGGAGGAUAUCCUGGCCGGGUGGCAGAUGACGAAUGCCAACUCGUGCGGCACCAUCUCCAUCGAGCCGCUGGGGGAGGAGCUGGACGAGCCCGAGCUCUGCGACGUGCGCCUCGCCCAGAAGCUGGGCGGCGGGCUGCCGUGGCUGUCGGGCCGCACCCGCCCUGACAUCGCCUUCGCUGUCAGCCGGAUGUCAGCGCAUGCGACUACAGCACCUCAGUGGGCGCUGCGCCUUGGCAAGCGCAUCAUGCGGUACCUCCUGGGCACGCGCCGCCAUGGGCUGUUCUUCCAGGCGGUGCGCGGCGACGGGAACGGGCUCGAGCUGCACGCCUUCGCCGACGCCAGCUUCGAAACUGAGUACUCCCAGACCGGCGUCGCAGUGUACCUGGGGGAGUGCCUCAUCGACUGGCGUUCCGUCAAACAGGCACAGGUGGCGAGAUCUACGGCGGAGGCUGAGAUUACGGCCCUGGCGAUGGGCUUGGUCAUGCUGGAGGGCGCGGAGGCGAGCCUCGCGAGCAUGAUGGUGCAGGUGCCGCUCCCCAGGAUGUGGGGCGACAACGUUGCGUCGCUGUGCUUGGCCCGGGGCCAAGGCAAGUGGAGGACGCGUGCACUCUCCAACAGGGCGUCGGCCCUCCGCAGCAAGAUGGAGAGCGAGACCCUCUUGCUCGACCACGUCGGGUCGAACGAGCAGCGGGCAGAUGGCCUCACGAAGGUCUUCUCGGUGCCCGCCAUGGCCCGGAUCAGGGACCACUUCGGCCUCCGGGCGUUGUAA
Messenger RNA from Prorocentrum cordatum, 5657 nucleotides. The record is from the annotation of a GenBank genome assembly. NCBI's taxonomy places the organism in Eukaryota, Dinophyceae, Prorocentrales, Prorocentraceae.